GGAUUUUGGACAACUCGAAACAUGGCUCCGAUGUGGAUUCCUAAAUGUGGAAGUCAAGGAGGUGUAGCAUGCCCGGUACCAAGCCUUGCGAGGACUGGGCAGCACAUGUAGGCGGAUGUGAUUUCGCUGGCGAGCUAGCUUAAAAGCUAGUCACAUCCUCGUAAAGUUGGCACCACUAAAUGCAGUUGUUGGUGAUAUUUAUGAUAAUCUUGGGGAUCUCGGCCUCUCCGGUGCGAAGGCAACUCGAGGUCCGCGCCGAUACUGCCAAUGCCCCAUCUGCAUCGCUGGGCUCGAACGGUUUCUCCAGUUUAUCCAACAGCAUCUUCUCGGGCCUUGCCAGUGUUUUUUCGCAAUUUCAAAGUAACUUUCCAAGCUUGUCAUUUGCACCCAGUGGCCAGCCAGGAGCCCCAUCAACCAACCAACCCAACCAGCCUGCCAACCAACCGGUGAACCAGCCUGCCAACCAACCGGCAAAUACCCAUGCUACUGCUGCUUUCACCUUCGUGACGGUCUACCAAACCGUUGCUCAGCCAAGCACCCAAUCAGGCAAUCAGCCAGGAAAUCAGCCAGGAAAUCAGCCAGGAAAUCAGCCAGGAAAUCAGCCAGGAAAUCAGCCCAACUUUGGAGCCACUCAAACUGCUCAAACAAGUACCCAGACAACUCAGCAAGGUUUCCAACCUAGUAGUCAGCCAUCCAGUCAGCCAGGAAACCAACCAGGAAACCAACCAGGAAACCAACCAGGAAACCAACCAGGAAACCAACCAGGAAGCCAACCAGGAAGCCAACCAGGAAACCAAGCUUCGACAUUCGCUCAACCAUCUGUCCAAGCUUCUCAAUACAGCCAGCAAAGCCAAUCGAUACCCAGUGCAGCUGCACCUCAAGGCUCUUCAAGUUCUUCUUCACCAAUUGCUUCAGGCCUGCCUGGUCAACUAAAGUACGUGUCCCAGGGAGAUUCGGGACAAACCUACGAUAAGUUGUGGACUAGAUUCUGGGAUCUGUCUUCCUCCAAAUGGAAUAGCCGUGACUCUAGAUGUACUGGUCCAUAUAAGGAACCUGUUGUUUGGGAACAGGCAGUGGUAGGUAGAUCGGUGACGAACUCCAAAAAUCUGCAACAAAUUCAACAAACCAUUUCAAACCUCUUGAAUUAUCAGAAUUCCAACGUGAAAGCUUUCUCAGCAAGUACUGCAAAAGACGAAGACAUUUAUACCGACGACAAUGCUCAGGUAGCUUGGGUUUUCCUUGAAGCGUACCAACAAACAAACAACCAACAAUACUUGCAAGUAGCACAGGAUAUCGUGAGCUUCUUGCAAAGUCAAUGGGCAUCUGGAAACGGGGGUGUUUACUGGCAGUACAAAAAAAGCUAUGUUGCUUCGAUUUCGACUGUCGAAUCAGCUUUAGCUGCUUUGAUGCUUUAUGACGUGAACCAUGACUCAAACUUGCUCACUUUUGCUCAGAACUGUAUGGACUACAUGUUCAAGUACCUCCAAGACCCCUCGGAUCAUCUAUUCUAUGAUGGAGUUGACACUUCGAGUAACAGUGUCAACAAAGGUAAGCUCACUUACACCGUUGGUGUUGCUUUGAGCGUGUUGGUUAGAUUGGCCAAAGCAUCCGGCAACUCAUAUUGGACCGAUCAAGCAAAUACGUUGGCAGCAGCUGCUAUGAAUCCUAAAGGUGCAUUUUUCACUAAUGGCUACUGGAACAACCAGUUGGAGUAUGUGUAUCUCUUGUUUUCAGGAUUUACCGAUCUUAUCAAUUCUGGCUCCGCUAGCCAGGACUACAAGGAUGCCCUCGGUAAACAAGCAGCAUAUAUCUUUACCUACUUACAAGAUCCCAGCGACUUAAACCUUUAUUUUGGAGAAAUUGCUGAAACAUCUCAACAAGCAUAUGGUAAUUUCAAAAGUGCAUUUCCAAGUUCAUCAACAACCUACCAAGGUGGUGGCCAAACCUGCAGCGGGACUGUUGAAAAAUCGUUGAUGAUCAAUGCAGCUGCACAGCAAAUAUUACAGACCAUAAAUAUCGUUGGUUGAUGUGGACUUCGUAUUUAUAGAGAUCUAAAAUUGAAUGAUUCUAUGUUUU
Messenger RNA from Suhomyces tanzawaensis NRRL Y-17324, 2076 nucleotides. RefSeq names its product glycoside hydrolase family 76 protein. Lineage: Eukaryota; Fungi; Ascomycota; Pichiomycetes; Serinales; Debaryomycetaceae. The record is from RefSeq and is a predicted model, not a curated record. The coding region runs from base 180 to 2027 and encodes 615 amino acids. Gene Ontology annotation, biological process: carbohydrate metabolic process. The transcript has a single exon.